AUGCUUGCCAGUUUCAAGUUAGCAACCCAGAGGCAGGCUAGAGAUAAUGAGAAUUCAGACAUAGAAUGGACAUUUUACCCAAGUUCUGGUAAUCAUACUUAUUAUACAGGAAAAAAGUGCAUCUUUGACGGUGUACAUCUCCGAAACAAAACUACAACAUCUGAAAAGACAUUGGAAAUGUGCAUCAGAAAGAAGAAAUAUGUGACUGAAGUUGCCUCCAGAAAUGGCAUUCCACUGGUGACACUCGGUGACCACCCAUACAUUUGUCCAGAGCAAAGUACAGACUUUCACAAAAUGGGAUCAACCCUGCCUCCAGUGAAUUUUGGGAGUGCUAUGUAUAUAAAAAAGUCAGAUACAUUUAUUCCACUCCAACAUUUGCCGGAACUUCCUUGCAUGCCUUUCUGCAUAAAGGAGAAACAGCAAGAAUUAGAAAGGGAAAAGAUGGAAGUAAAAAACCUGGACAUUUGGAAGCCUGCUCCGUCUCUGUUCCAUUCUUUAUUUACAACUGGACUGACCAGAUGAUUAACUUUUCAAUAA
Molecule: messenger RNA, 537 nt
Organism: Rhineura floridana
Lineage: Eukaryota; Metazoa; Chordata; Lepidosauria; Squamata; Rhineuridae
Gene: SPATS1
Product: spermatogenesis associated serine rich 1
Exons: 5
Source: RefSeq, a predicted model, not a curated record